This is a messenger RNA of Laccaria bicolor S238N-H82, 402 nucleotides long. RefSeq lists its product as uncharacterized. The record is from RefSeq and is a predicted model, not a curated record. NCBI's taxonomy places the organism in Eukaryota, Fungi, Basidiomycota, Agaricomycetes, Agaricales, Hydnangiaceae. Bases 1 to 402 code for a protein of 133 amino acids. The transcript has 2 exons.
AUGGUCUACCGCAAAAUAUCGCCUGACAUGAAAUUGGCUGCCAUCAAGCUAUAUGAAAAGAAUCUUCUUUCUCUCGACGACAUUCUCGACUGCUGUGGACUCUUGGAGCGAACCUUCUGGCAUGUACGCAAGCUCUAUCAGGAAACCGGUGACAUUGUGCCUCCCACAUGCACAACCCGAGGUUGGCCGAAAAAACUACACUUCGACGACGUAACCUAUCUCUUGGCUUUGGUCCAUCAACAGCCUGACUGGUUUUUGGAUGAGCUUCUCGAUCUUCUUGAUACAAACAGGUUCAUAUUGGUGCAUUACACGACUAUUCACUGGGAAUUAGAGCGUGCUGGGGUAUCUGUGAAGAAAUUGCGGAUCAUUGUGAAGGAACACGAUGAAGGACUGUCUUUAUGA